CCACGGCGGCGGAAGCGGGAGGCGGCGCCGGGCUGGGGCUCGGCAGCGGGGCCGGCAUGGUGCUGGAGGCGCUGCGGCCGCGGGUCGUGCGCUGGGCGCUGCUGGCCGCCUUCGCCGCCGGCGUGGUGGUGGGCUGGCAGGCGGGCCGGGCGCGCCGCCGCUUCCUGCGCUGGCGGCAGCGAUACCUCCAGCGCCGCCUCGCCGCCGCGCAGGAGAAGCUGGAAGCGGCCUGAGCGCCCGCGGCCGCCGCCAGGCUGCCCCUGGCAGCGGGCUCCGGGCGGCUCCUCCGCUGCAUUCGGCUCCUCCGGACCUCCGGUGGGCGCCGCCUGAGCGGCUGGAAACGGGUGAAGGGAAGGACGGCAUCCCUGGGACAGCAGGGCUGCCGGCUGGGCAGCAUCCGUGGAAUAGCGGGAAGGACAGUAUCCGUGGAACAGCAGGGCUUCUGGGGAAGGACGGCAUCCGUGGAAUAGCAGUGCUGCCAGAGAGGACAGCAUCCACAGAAUAGCAGUGCUGCCAGAGAGGACAGCAUCCGUGGAAUAGCAGUGCUGCCAGAGAGGACAGCAUCCGUGGAAUAGCAGGACUUCUCUUCUGCCCUUCGCAAAGCAAGAUCCCAAAGUGUGUCAGACGAACCUAAGAAAGAACUGAGGAUAUGCAAGCAGCGAUCCCGAGCCUGGAAUGGACUGCUCGGGGAGGUUUGGAGUCCCCGUCCCUGGAGGUCUCCAAGGAACAACUGGACGUGGCACUCGGUGCUCUGGGCUGGGUGACGAGGUGGGGAUCGGUGAUGGGUGGCACUCGAUGAUCUCGGAGGUGUUUUCUAACCUCAGCGAUUCCGUGAUUCUCGGAUUUCCAUAUCUCGAAGGGAUGUCUGCACUUGUCCAGCUCUAAGCCUGCUGCUCUGCCCUUUCCGGGAAGCGCUGCCAACACAAUAAACCAGCAAAAGUCAUCGCA
This is a messenger RNA of Motacilla alba alba, 948 nucleotides long. It is a transcript of the gene MTLN, whose product is annotated as mitoregulin. The record is from RefSeq and is a predicted model, not a curated record. The transcript has a single exon. Gene Ontology annotation, biological process: positive regulation of mitochondrial membrane potential. Gene Ontology annotation, cellular component: mitochondrial inner membrane. Lineage: Eukaryota; Metazoa; Chordata; Aves; Passeriformes; Motacillidae. The coding region runs from base 57 to 233 and encodes 58 amino acids.